Alligator sinensis (Chinese alligator) is the source of this 2255-nucleotide messenger RNA. RefSeq names its product PR/SET domain 5 (gene PRDM5). The coding region runs from base 35 to 1876 and encodes 613 amino acids. The record is from RefSeq and is a predicted model, not a curated record. The transcript has 16 exons. Gene Ontology annotation, molecular function: transcription cis-regulatory region binding; protein binding. Lineage: Eukaryota; Metazoa; Chordata; Crocodylia; Alligatoridae.
GUUUGCCCUCAAGUCGUCUAAAGUGCAGGACGGGAUGGGGCUCUAUACGGCCCGCAGAGUGGAAAAGGGUGAAAAAUUUGGUCCGUUUGCUGGAGAGAAAAGAAUGCCACAAGAACUGGAUGAAAAUACAGACUGCAGACUCAUGUGGGAAGUUCGUGGGAGUAAAGAUGAAGUCCUUUAUGUUCUGGAUGCCAGCAAUCCGCGACAUUCUAACUGGCUGCGUUUUGUCCAUGAGGCACCAUCACAAGAACAAAAGAACCUGGCUGCCAUCCAGGAAGGGGAAAACAUUUUCUAUCUGGCUGUUGAGGAUAUAGACACAGAUACAGAGCUUUUGAUUGGUUACCUUGACAGUGAUAUGGAAGAAGCAGAAGAGGAGGAGGAAGAAGUGAUUCCUAACCAAGAAGAUGAAGACAGUAACAACAAUAACAAUAAAGAGCUGCAACAAACUAGCGAGAAAGAUUCUUUGAGCUGUAAAGAGGACCACGCAUGCCCAAAUUGUGAAUCCAGUUUUGCCAGCCAGGAGAUUCUAGCUGAGCAUCUUCAGACUUUGCAUCAAAAGCCUAGUGAAGAGAAAGAAUUCAAGUGCAGGAACUGUGGAAAGAAAUUCCCAGUUAAACAAGCUUUACAAAGACAUGUUCUCCAGUGCACAGAGAAUGUCAGUCCAGGCGACACUUCAAGAAGUUUUCAGUGUUCUGUGUGCAAUACUUCCUUCAGCUCAGAACUGAGUUAUGAGCAGCACAAGGAGGCUUGUAGAGGGGAUGCCAGAUUCAUAUGCAAGGCUGAUAGUUGCGGAAAGAGAUUCAAGAGUAAAGAUGCCCUAAAAAAACACAAGGACAAUGUUCACACUGGAAAUUCUAGGAAGAAACUGAUGUGCUCAGUGUGCAAUAAGAAAUGUUCCUCAGCAACAAAUCUUCAAGAGCAUCGAAAGGUUCAUGAGAUCUUUGAAUGUCAGGAAUGUGACAAGAAAUUUAUAUCAGCUAACCAGCUAAAACGCCAUAUGAUAACCCAUUCAGAAAAACGCCCCUACACCUGCGAGGUUUGCAAUAAGUCCUUCAAACGACUUGAUCAAGUGACUGCACACAAAAUAAUACACAGUGAAGAUAAACCUUAUAAAUGCAAGCUUUGUGGAAAGGGAUUUGCCCACAGAAAUGUUUACAAGAAUCACAAGAAGACCCACUCUGAAGAGAGACCAUUCCAGUGUGAAGAAUGCAAAGCUUUGUUUCGAACUCCAUUCUCUCUGCAGAGACACCUACUAAUACACAACAGUGAGAGAACCUUCAAGUGUGAUCACUGUGAUGCUACCUUCAAAAGAAAAGACACAUUAAAUGUUCACAUACAAGUUGUACAUGAUGGACAUAAAAAAUAUAAAUGUGAUCUGUGUGACAAAGCCUUUGUGACUCCUUCAGUCCUUAAGAGUCAUAAAAAAACCCAUACUGGAGAAAAAGAGAAAAUCUGCCCUUACUGUGGUCAGAAAUUUGCAAGCAACGGAACACUGAGAGUUCAUAUUCGGAGUCAUACAGGUGAGCGUCCCUACCAGUGCCCUUACUGUGACAAAGCUUUCAGCAAGAAUGAUGGAUUAAAGAUGCACAUUCGUACUCAUACAAGGGAAAAACCAUACCAGUGCUCGGAGUGCAACAAGGCCUUCAGUCAGAAGCGGGGCCUUGAUGAGCACAUGAGGACCCACACCGGGGAAAAGCCAUUCCAGUGCGAUGUUUGUGAUUUGUCCUUCAGCCUGAAGAAAAUGCUGAUCCGACACAAACUGACUCACAAUCCCAAUCGUCCAAUGGCAGAAUGCCAGCUCUGCCACAAGAAAUUUACAAGAAAUGACUACCUCAAAGUGCACAUGGAAAAUGUCCAUGGUGAAACUGACAGCUAACUGUGGUUUAUGCAAAAAGCGUGUGUCUAGUCUUCAAGUGUUCCAUUUGUACAUGUACAAACUCCAGACUUCUCACCUGAUUAGUAAGCACAAUCAGGAAAAGAACUGUAAUAUGCUCACAGACUUUUUUUUUCCAUUUCGCUCUCUGUUUAUGUUACAGAGGGGUUUUUUUUAAAGACCCUGAAGUAAAACAGUUUGAAGAUGAAAGAAAGAAGAUAAAGGAACAUUUCUUUUUUUUUAAAUGAUCUGCACCUUUCUUAGCAGCCUGGGGACCUGAUAUCAUGGUAACGGUACUGGGAAAUUAUGGAUAUUUGUUACUAGGAGACCUCAGAAAUAGUCCUGUGUGAAGCAGCUAGUAUUCGCUUCAGAUUCGGAUUUG